Messenger RNA from Adineta ricciae, 897 nucleotides. The record is from the annotation of a GenBank genome assembly. Lineage: Eukaryota; Metazoa; Rotifera; Eurotatoria; Adinetida; Adinetidae.
AUGUCUACAGAUGAACUAUCAAAUGAUUCAUCACAAGAAGAAUCAUCUGACAAAAAGGAAACAAAUUGGACAUCUGAUACAGCUGUUUUAGAUAUGAAAUCGAUUGUGAAAAAUGAAACAUCAGCUGAAGGAGGAAUUGCAUGGCCCGUUUGGUUCAAAUUGUUUACUGCACCACCUUUACGAUGGUUUGGUUUAUCUUUAAUGAUUAUCCUUAUGCUUAUUAAUCAAGCUGCAUAUGAUUUUUCUAAUGCUUGGCUUGCUCUCUGGUCUGAUAAAGAUAAUCGAGAACAACGAUUAUCAAUCUAUGUAUAUUUGUAUGUUGGAGCUGUAAGUUUGACAUUAAUUGUAGCAAUCACACGUGUUGGUUUUAUCUACUAUAUUUUACUCCGUGGUUCGACCUAUUUUCACAAUCGAAUGCUCAAAGGUAUGUUAUAUACUUCAUUAAGAUUCUUUGAAAGUAAUCCAAGUGGACGAAUCUUAAAUCGAGCAAGUAAAGAUCAACAAGUUUUAGAUCAUUCAUUACCAUUAACUUUCAUUGAUACUAUGCAAUAUCUUUUACUGAUUAUUGGUUCUAUUACAAUUAUUGGUAGAACAAAUCCAUGGGUACUUUUCAUUCUCAUUCCUUUAGUUCCUUCAAUUUUGUGGCUUCGUCGAUUCUAUAUACGUUCAAGUCGUCAACUCAAACGACUCGAAAGUGUAACACGUAGUCCUAUUUAUACAUUUUUUUCAUCAUCAUUCGAUGGACUUACCAGUAUUCGAGCAUUUAAUAUUCAAAAUGAUUUUUUAAACAUGUUUAUGGACAAAAUUGAUAAUAAUUCACGAGCUUAUUUCAUUGUUUCUUCAUCUGCAUAUUGUUACUUUUCGUCAUCAAAUAGAUCCGUCGGCAGCAGCACUUAG